Molecule: messenger RNA, 4825 nt
Organism: Dama dama (fallow deer)
Lineage: Eukaryota; Metazoa; Chordata; Mammalia; Artiodactyla; Cervidae
Gene: TAF3
Product: TATA-box binding protein associated factor 3
Exons: 7
Coding region: 209-3007 (932 amino acids)
Cellular component (GO): transcription factor TFIID complex
Molecular function (GO): protein heterodimerization activity
Source: RefSeq, a predicted model, not a curated record
CAGCGGGAGGCGGAGCGAGUCCAAAAUGGCGGCUCUCAGGCUGGCGCGCUCCGUGCUGCUGAGGCUUUGAGGUGGUCGCCGGGGGUCGGGGGGGGACGAUUUCCCCGCCGCGGAGGCCCUGGAGGAUGAAUCGGGGGCCCUGCUAAGGCUAGGCGGCGGAGGUGGAGAGAAGUGGCGGCACGGACUGCGGUGGAGUCCACGGAGCGGGAUGUGCGAGAGUUACUCCAGGUCGUUGUUGAGGGUCUCGGUGGCGCAGAUCUGCCAGGCGCUGGGCUGGGACUCGGUGCAACUGAGCGCCUGCCACCUUCUCACGGACGUGCUGCAGCGCUACCUGCAGCAGCUGGGACGGGGCUGCCACCGGUACUCGGAGCUGUAUGGCCGGACAGACCCAAUUUUGGAUGAUGUUGGUGAAGCUUUCCAACUCAUGGGGGUUAGUCUUCACGAACUAGAAGACUACAUCCACAAUAUUGAACCCGUCACUUUCCCACAUCAGAUCCCUUCGUUUCCUGUUAGCAAGAACAACGUUCUUCAGUUUCCUCAACCCGGAAGUAAAGAUGCCGAGGAAAGAAAAGAGUACAUCCCCGAUUACAUGCCACCCAUUGUGUCUUCUCAAGAAGAAGAAGAAGAGGAGCAGGUACCCACAGAUGGAGGCACGUCAGCAGAAGCCAUGCAGGUUCCCUUGGAAGAAGACGACGAGCUGGAGGAUGAGGAGAUUAUUAAUGAUGAGAACUUCUUGGGUAAGAGACCUCUGGACAGUCCGGAAGCUGAAGAAAUGCCUGCGAUGAAGCGGCCACGCCUGCUGAGCACCAAGGGGGACGCCCUGGACGUGGUGGUACUGGAGGCUCGAGAGCCGCUCAGCUCGCUGAACCCCCAGAAGAUCCCUCCCAUGCUGUCCCCCGUCCACACCCAGGACAGCACAGACCCAGCUCCUCCAUCACCAGAGCCGCCAAUGUUAGCUCCAGUGGCAAAAUCACAGAUGCCAACUGCAAAACCAUUGGAAGCAAAGUCGUUUACACCCAAAACAAAGACUAAAACCAGUUCUCCAGGACAGAAGACGAAAUCACCCAAAAUGAUUCCGUCACCAGCCAUGGUCGGAAGUCCCAUUCGGUCUCCAAAAACCAUAUCCAAAGAAAAGAAAUCUCCUGGACGUUCCAAGAGCCCCAAGAGCCCCAAGAGCCCCAAGGUCAUGACUCACAUUCCCCAAGUACCUGUCAGACCUGACACACCCAACAGGACUCCUUCAGCCACAAUAAGUGAGAAAAUCAGUAAAGAGGCUAUUCAGGUGAAACAGAUACAAGCACUGCCUGAUGCUGGGCGACUGAACAAUGAGAGUCAGCUCAGAAAGGCUGUCAUCACUGACAAGACCAUCGACGACUCCAUCGAUGCUGUGAUCGCACGGGCUUGCGCGGAACGUGAGCCCGAUCCUUUUGAGUUCUCUUCUGGGUCCGAAUCAGAAGGAGACAUUUUUACCAGCCCUAAGAGAAUUUCAGGUUCAGAAUCUGCUACCCCCAAAGCCUCCACCUCCUCCAAUAAUUUCCCCAAGUCCGGGUCCACCCCUCUGCCUCUUUCAGGUGGAACUUCAAGUUCGGACAAUUCGUGGACAAUGGACGCAUCCAUCGACGAGGUGGUUCGGAAGGCCAAGAUGGGGACCCCUCCUAGCAUGCCCCCCAGCUUCCCUUACAUUUCCUCCCCUUCGGUCUCUCCUCCCACCCCCGAGCCCUCGCACAAGGUGUACGAGGAGAAACCCAAACCACCCGCCUCCUUGGACGUCAAAAAGAAGUUGAAAAAGGAACUGAAGACGAAGAUGAAGAAGAAAGAGAAGCAGCGAGAUAAGGAGAGGGACCGGGACAAAAGCAAGGAGAAAAGCAAAGAGAAGGAGAAAGGGAAGGAGAAGGAGAAAGACAGGGAGGCCAGCAAGGAAGCCAAGUAUCCCUGGAAGGAUUUUCUCAAAGACGAAGAGGCCGAUCCCUACAAGUUUAAGAUAAAAGAGUUUGAAGAUGUGGAUCCAAAAGCCAGGUUGAAAGAUGGGAUGGUGAGGAAGGAAAAGGAGAAGCACAAAGACAAGAAAAAAGACCGAGAAAAGGGCAAAAAGGACAAAGAGAAGCGGGACAAAGAGAAAGCGAAAGAGAAAGGCCGCGAGGAGAAGCUGAAGGCCACCCCGGCCCCGCUGGUCCUGCCCCCCAAGGACGUGGCGCUGCCCCUGUUCAGCCCCGCCGCCGCCAUGCGCAUCACGGCCGUGCUGCCCUCCCUGACGCCCGUGCUCCCCGAGAAGCUCUUCGAGGAGAAGGAGAAGCCCAAGGAGAAGGAGAGGAAGAAGGACAAAAAGGAGAAGAAGAAAAAGAAGGAGAAAGAAAAGGAGAAGGAGAAGAAGGAGAAGGAGAGGGAGAAGGAGAAGCGCGAGAGAGAGAAGCGGGAGAAGGAGAAGGAGAGACACAAGCACGAGAAAAUCAAAGUGGAGCCCGUGGUCCCAGCCCCAAGCCCGGUUAUCCCCAGACUGACUCUCAGAGUUGGAGCCGGCCAAGACAAGAUCGUCAUCAGCAAAGUGGUCCCAGCCCCCGAGGCUAAGCCGGCGCCUUCUCUGAACAGACCCAAGACACCUCCACCCACCCCGGCCCCCGCCCCGGCCCCCAUGCACGUCACCCCUGCCCCGGUGCCUUUGCCCCUCCUGGCCCCGGCCAGCGCACCCCUCGCUGGGAUGCCCGCCCCGGCCCCUGCUGCUUCGGGAGCCACCAGCUCCAAAGCCCCGGUCCGCAGUGUGGUCACGGAGACGGUCAGCACCUACGUGAUCCGAGACGAGUGGGGAAACCAGAUCUGGAUCUGUCCCGGCUGCAACAAGCCCGACGAUGGGAGCCCCAUGAUCGGCUGUGACGAAUGUGAUGACUGGUACCACUGGCCCUGCGUGGGCAUCAUGGCCGCGCCCCCGGAAGAGAUGCAGUGGUUCUGCCCCAAGUGCUCCAACAGGAAGAAGGAUAAAAAGCACAAGAAGCGGAAGCACCGGGCGCACUGAUGCCUGGAGCGGGGCUGCCCCCGCCCGCCGCCACCGCGUCGCCCGCCCGGACACUGAGCCCGGCCAGACUGAGGACAGAACACACGCCCCCACCCCCGGGGGCUUUGCCAGGGCCCACGGCGAGGGCCACGUGGUCGCCCCUGCAGAAGAACUCUCACGCGGGGGGGCCUCGCCUCCGUUUCCUAUUACCAGUGACAAGUAUUAUUAAUAAAAAGACUAUACUCUCUCCUUUCGAUUUUCCUCAAUUCUCUCCAGGGCCUUUUCCUUAAGGUGUUAGCUGAGAAGAUGGCGUGUGGCCCGCCCUGACCGUGCCCGAGGGUGACGUGGGUCGGCUGUAUGUGUCUCCAGCCUCCUCCCCUCUGUAGUCAGAUAAUCGUAAUCACAUGAAAGAAAACUCGAGGGGGAGUGUCAGUAAAUAUUUUUGUGAUGAAAAAUAUAUGAAGCUUCCCCCACCCCACCCCCUGUUUUUAGUACUAACAUGUAAAAUGUUCAGGCUUUUUGUGAAAUACCUUAUAUUUUUUAAGAAAAAGGUUUCUAUCAUGUCCUGUUGGCUCUCGUGCAAGUUGUUUUUGUUGACUCUCUCACCUGUCCUCUCUCUCUCUCUCUCUCUCUCUCUCUCUCCUCUCUCUCCUCUCUCUCUCUCUCUCUCUCUCGUCCGCAGACUUUGCCCGUUCCUCCAAACUGCUGGUGGUCUUCUCAUGGCUUACCCAUCUCAUCAGCUUGUAUGAAAACUCUGCACACAAGGAGAUCUCCCCUAAUGUAAAUAAUAAAUAUUUAUGAAGUAGUUAUUUUUAAAAAUUUUUUAUCGUGUUUAAUUCUGGCUUUCUGUGAAACGCGCUGCGGUUUCAGCCACGUCUGUAAUUACUGCUGUACAUAAGCAAAGAAGGCUGGAAAAAAAAGAGCCAUACUAAGUUCAGUUACCUACCUUGAGCUGAACCCUCGCAGAACACUGGGGGGAGGACCUGAGCAGUUGGAAGGAAAACAAGGCAAUUUAAAUCUAUGGCUUAUGAUUUGAAACUGUUCUCUCUUCUAUUUCUGUAAAUUUCUUUGACUUCCUUUUGUUUCAAAGGACAUGUAGAUUGCCCAAAAGUAAAAAAAAAGAAAAAAUACUGUAGCAUUUUGUGUUUAUAUUGUUUUAUUUCUGCAAAUCUGUUCAUUGAUAUUGUGGUUUAAGGCUGAAAUGAAGUAUAUUAUGCAAUUUUUUUUUAAAGAAAACUCAUCAAAUUUCAGGGUAUCACAAAACUUUAUUAUAUUACUAUACUGCCCACUAUUUAUUAUAUGUUAAUAGAUGUCUGAGAGAUAAACCAAAUAUUUUAUUUUUAAUGUAAAACAUCAAAUUUAAUUUUAUUAGCAUAUUUUAGCAACUUUGGAAUAAAUAUGGACUUUUACUUGAUUUUGAAAUAAUCCCAAGUUGGGCCAGUGUAAUGGAUAUCUUGAAUGCUAGACUAUGGGCUUUGAACCUAAUACAAAUAUAUUAAUAGAAAUUGUGAUUUUUUUUUUUUUUAAAUGCCAAGUAAAUUGAUAUUAGUGUAUGAAUUAAUCAUAUUGAGGUUUUCUGCCGUGAAUGUUAAAUUGCAGAUCAGUGUCACCCUCUCGAGUGCAGUAUUUCAUUGCCCUCCUUGUUCUAGAAGCCAACAUUUUUCUAUGCCUACAAAGAAAGCAUCUAUGUUGAGAUACGUGGUUUUGUUCUGUUAAUUUCAGAUCAUCCUAAAUACUUUAUACGAUAUUUUCACAUGCACAGAAUCUUCCCCAUUAGUGCUUUUUGGAGAGGGAUGAGGGUGGGGAAGUGCAAAAUAAAGGAUUAUUGGCUAUUUCAUA